This is a messenger RNA of Olea europaea var. sylvestris, 595 nucleotides long. RefSeq names its product histone H3.2. Bases 69 to 479 code for a protein of 136 amino acids. Gene Ontology annotation, cellular component: nucleosome. Gene Ontology annotation, molecular function: protein heterodimerization activity; DNA binding; structural constituent of chromatin. Lineage: Eukaryota; Viridiplantae; Streptophyta; Magnoliopsida; Lamiales; Oleaceae. The record is from RefSeq and is a predicted model, not a curated record. The transcript has a single exon.
UAAUCAACAAAUCCAUCACCUCAAUUCGCAGAAUUCUGUACUUUAGCAAUUUCCUAUACACAUAAUCAAUGGCUCGUACUAAGCAAACAGCUCGUAAGUCCACCGGAGGCAAAGCCCCAAGGAAGCAGCUCGCCACUAAGGCAGCCAGGAAGUCCGCCCCGGCUACCGGCGGAGUGAAGAAGCCUCAUCGAUUCCGCCCUGGUACUGUUGCGCUUCGUGAGAUUCGUAAGUACCAGAAGUCCACUGAGCUUCUGAUCCGUAAGCUGCCCUUUCAGAGACUGGUUCGUGAGAUUGCUCAGGACUUCAAGACCGAUCUGAGGUUCCAGAGCUCCGCCGUGGCGGCGUUGCAGGAGGCGGCUGAGGCGUACCUUGUUGGUCUGUUUGAAGAUACCAAUCUGUGCGCUAUUCAUGCUAAGAGGGUGACUAUCAUGCCCAAGGACAUUCAGCUAGCUAGGAGGAUUAGGGGUGAAAGGGCUUAAUUCAGGGAUCUGUUGGGUGUUAGUGUAAAUCUUGUUUUAAUUCCUCGUAUGCUUUAUUAAUCUUAUGAAUUGGAAACUUUAUGAUGAAUUUCUAUGAAGAUCUGGCGUUCUUAAUA